Lachnellula hyalina is the source of this 1974-nucleotide messenger RNA. RefSeq lists its product as uncharacterized. The record is from RefSeq and is a predicted model, not a curated record. NCBI's taxonomy places the organism in Eukaryota, Fungi, Ascomycota, Leotiomycetes, Helotiales, Lachnaceae. The transcript is spliced from 3 exons. The coding region runs from base 1 to 1974 and encodes 657 amino acids.
AUGUCUCGGCGUGGAGGGACAGUUUACGAAGAGCGCGACUACUAUUCACGUGAAGGCCCCCCUCCUGCCCCCCCUCCACCUCCUCCGGCUCCUGUUCGAACUCGAGAGCGCGAGAGGGACUAUGAGGAAAUCGACACCUACUCCCGACGAGAACGAGAGCCAGAGCGGGGUAGUCGCCCAGAUUUUCUACGAGAGGACUAUGGCCGACCGGAUCCCGGGCAGCUUGUCGUGAGAGAGCGAAAAGAAGAAACCUUCAGAAGACCCCGAUCUCCAUCUCCUACUCGAAGUGUAUACCGGGAGAGAGUUAUCACGAGAUCUCCGAGCCCUCCUCCAGUGCGGAUCCGAGAGCAACGAACCGAGAGAGCCAUCCAAAGGUCCCCCAGUCCCCCUCCUCCGGUAAGAAUCCGUGAGCAGCGCACCGAAAGAAUUAUCCAAAAAUCUCCAAGUCCUCCUCCAUUUGAAAGAGUCCGCAUUAUCGAGCGGGAGAGAGAGCGAUCGCCAACCCCACCACCAGAGCGAUUGCGCGCCCGAGUGGUUGAAACUAGGGAACGAAUUCGAGAGCGCUCACCAUCUCCCGUUCGCAGCGUGUACAGGGAGAGGGUCGUUGAAAGAGAGAGGACUCCUUCGCCCCCACCAGUCCGGAUUCGUGAGAGGAUUGUAGAACGAGAAAGAGAACGUUCUCCAUCCCCGCCACGAGUUGAAAAUAUCCGAAUCCGAAACUUUGAACGGCGUCCUUCUCCUUCACCAUCCCCUUCCCCAUCUCCUCCGCCAACUAUACGCGCGCCUCCUAUCCACCAAGAAAUCAUCACUCACCACAGACACAUUGAUCAUGGAUUUGAAAUCGCACAUGUCCCUUCUCCGCCUCCUCCACCCCGCCGCAGAGAAAAAGAGACUGAUAUAGAUAUCCAUACAUCGCGCAAUAAUACCGAAAUCGACAUCAAGCAAACAUCCUCCCGUUCUCGAACCCCACAACCGACUUCUACAUCAUUAGCUCGUCGAGAGAAAUUUUACGACGAUGACUCUUCCAUCUUCGAGGGGGAACGAGAUUCAUUGAAGAUUCGAGAUACAAAGUUUGAUAUCAGCAGCCGACGUAGCGUGAGUGCACGACCAGAUACGCGAGAGCGAGAGAGGGUCCGAGUAGAUAUUAGGGAUGAUGAGAGCGAGGGGGGUUACUAUAGACGAAGGGCAGAUGAGAGAGCCUACAUUGGGGAGGCAUACAAUGGAGCUACAAAGGAUUGGGCAAUUGUUGAUGUACCGCCGGGAACCGAGCGGGUGCAAUUGGAUGGCGUCGGCGGAGGAAGUGAAGAGAUCACGUGGCAGAGAUAUAAUGGGGUUAGGAGAAGCAAGUUCAUCCCAGAACGAGAUCGCUUUCCUGAACGGGCUCCUGAGAGGAUCCCUGAGAGACUCCCUGAACGUGGGGUUGAACGAGAAAGAGAGAGAAUCGAGAUCAGGGACGACCCUAGGCGAGAAGGCACCGGCAUGGAAAUUGAAAUAUCCAGCAGUCGCAGACGCGAAGGUGGUGGCUCAUAUGAGCGCGAAUACGAAAGGAUUGAGGAAUCCAGCGAUCGACGCAUUGGUAUGCCUCGACCUCCUCCAAAGGCGCGCGACGAAAGUCUAUGGACGGAAAUCACCAAGGAUCUCGUGAGCCGAGAAGCUAUUGAGGAGAUGGGUUACGAUUUCGAAGAGACCGAGUUCUUCUUCUACAUUAUCCAAUACUUGAAAUAUGAGGAUGUUCUCGAGCUCGUCAAAGUUACCGAGAAGAUACGCCGCGAGCGCCAAGAACGCAUUCGUGAAAUCGAGCGCGAGCGGGAACGAAUCGAGAGAAGGGACCGCGAGCGAGAUGAAUGGGAGCGAUUCAGUAAACGAAAGGAGCGAGAAGUGCCAGCAUAUGAUGACGAGCGCAUUAUUGAACGAGAAAUCAUUUACGAGGGUGGGCGCCGUGGACCACCACCGCGCAGAGGGGGCGGCUGGUAA